Messenger RNA from Peronospora matthiolae, 1038 nucleotides. Lineage: Eukaryota; Oomycota; Peronosporomycetes; Peronosporales; Peronosporaceae. The record is from the annotation of a GenBank genome assembly.
AUGGGGACACCACCCAAAUCCCGCGUCACCGCGUCGUCGUCCAGCUCCCGCAGCUCGGGCGUCGAGUGCAUCGUCGCAGGCGUCGUGUCGGGCUGCGUCACGCGCUCGUGCACGUCGCCCCUGGACGUGCUCAAGAUUGUGAUCCAAGUGAAUGGCCCCACGUCGACAUCUGCCGCGCCGUCCAUGCUCGUCGCUAGCCGUGCGAUCGCGUCGCGUCCAUCGACGUCCUCGGCCAUUGCACGCACAGUCCGUGAAUUGUACGCACUCGACGGCGUGCGUGCAUUCUGGCGCGGCAACAGCGCGGGCUGCUGUCGUCUUGGGCCGUACGCGGGUUUGAAAUUCUACCUCUUUGACUCGCUUCAGACCCGUUUUGGAGCAAACGAUGGCCACGGACUCUGUACCAUGCAGCGCGCUCUCUGUGGCGCUGUGGCUGGUCUGAUUGCGACAAUGGGAACGUACCCGUUGGAGGUCGUGCGUACCCGCAUGAUCCUACAGACGACAGCGCCUACAGGUGCGACCUACGAGAUCCGUGGGGUUCUGCAGGGCGUGCAGCUGAUUCUAAGACGAGAGGGACUGCGUGGCCUCUACCGCGGCGGGUGGUCGGGCGUCAUGGGUGCGAUUCCGUUCGAGGGUGUGCAAUUUGGCUGCUACGAGUACCUGAAGGCGAGUGCGGUGCACCAUCAAUGGCCCGCGUAUCGCUGGCCAGAGGGGAAGACCGAGAUGGACGGGCUCGACUUUUUCGUCUGCGGGAGCGUCUCGGGCGCGAUUGCGCAGACAGUGGCGUACCCGUUCGAUACGGUAAAGAAGCGACUGCAGUCCCAGCGAGUGCGCGUGGCGGCUGAAGCAGACAGUGCGUCGACGCUGUACUACCGAGGGAUGGUCGACUGUUUCCGCAAAGUCAUUCGUGACGAAGGGCCGUUGGCGCUGUACCGCGGCACGGGCCCGAACCUCGCGCGCAUUGUGCCGUACGCUGCCGUCAUGUUCUCGACGUAUGAGACGACGAAAAAGACGUUGCGGUUGAUGAGUGAGAGCGCGUGA